AACAAGUUUCACGGAUUUUCUUUUCAGAGUAGACAGCGUUGAUAACCAAUAUGAUUCACAAUCCGCAGUGAAUUUGGCAAUGGAAAUCAGUUCAGCUCAUCAUUCCAUCAUCUAAUAUUAUUGAAUUUAUUUUGAAAUCGUAAUACUGAAAGCAAAACAAUUCAUACAGGAAUUACUUGAUUAUUUUCUCUACACGAUUAUGAAUUAGAAAUGAAAUUAUCGUAGCAUUAAUCUAAACUGACUCCUUGAGAAUGAAGAAGCAAUUGUUUAGGGUCAAACAGUUUGCAGAUCAGACAUUUUCCAGAGCUGGAAAAACAGAAGCCUUAUCGGAUGACCUGCAAGCGGCCGAGAAACGAGUCGAGUUCAUUAAGACAGCAUGCCAGAACACUGGAAAGAAGCUGACAGCCAGUUUGCUUGGCCUAGGUCAAGACGCUCCUGCUCGAGAAAAAAGACUGAAAAAAAGCCCAGACUACAACCUGGGCAUAUCUAUGUUGGAAUGCAGCUCAUUUGAUGAGGAUUUUCUUCUUAGACACAUAGUGGUGGAAUGCGGCAAACUGGAGAUGUGCCUGGCCAACACGUACGUGGACCACGAGGCGCGGGUGGAGGGGGGAGUGUUGGCCAUGCUGCAGCAGGUGAGCGACUCGGAUGUGCCAAACAUUCUCAAGCAGCGGCGCAACCUCAACAAGGCCAUGCUCGAUAUGGAGUCGGCGCGCACCAAAUACCAUGCAGCACUGAAACACAGCAGUGCCAGUGCAAGUGCCACCGUCGGCUCCAAGCUCGACUCGUUGAAGGAUGAGCUCGAGGAGGCCGAAACUAAAGUAGAACAAUGUCGAGAUGCCUUAGCCUGUGAAAUGUUCCAAUUAAUUUCUAAGGAAUCGGAUAUAGCUAGAACAGUAUUAGAAUACGCUAAACUCCAAAGGACCUAUCACCAAAACGCAUUGACCAUAUUAGAUGAAAUGAUACCCGAAUUAGAAACAAGUAUCUGUGAUAGCAGUAUGAAGCCAGUGUUCGGUUUCCCUCUGGAGGACCAUUUGAGGGUGACAGGACGCAAAAUCGCCUAUCCCAUAGAGUUGUGUGUCUGUGGACUGUUAACCCUUGGCAUGGAUGAGGAAGGACUGUUUAGGGUAGCCGGUGGUGCCUCUAAAAUGCGAAGAAUGAAACUGAGCUUCGAUGCCGGCUGCAUGGAGAUGGAAACGCUUAUGGAUUACAGGGAUCCGCACAUCAUAGCCGGUGUGCUCAAGUCUUACCUCAGGGAAUUACCAGAACCUCUUCUAACCGAUCACCUCUACGAUGAGUGGAUGGCUGCCGCCAGAGUACCAGCCGAAUCGAGAGCACAAGCGCUGUGGGCAGUGGUGCAAAAACUGCCCAAGGCAAACCUGGACAACCUGCGCUACCUGGUCAAGUUCCUAUCACUGCUGGCCAACAACCACGAGGCCAACAAGAUGACGCCGCAGAACAUCGCCAUUGUCAUCGCGCCCAACCUCAUCUGGAGCUCCAGUGACGAUGGCAACAGCAUAGGCAUGAACAUGAACAAAGCGAACGUGCACAGCAUAAUAAUAGACUGCCUGGUGAGUCACGCCGACUACUUCUUCCCGGAGGAGUGCGAGAUGUACGUGACGGUGAGUCGGGAGCGAGCGGCCGCUACGCUCGUCAACGGCAGUCAUCAUGGCGGACAUCAUGUGCGCUCGAGCAGCGCUGACACUCAACUCAUCAAUGUCGGUGGUGGUGACGUCAUCAGCACUGUGCCUGGGGGAGGGGGUGGGGGUCCAGGGGGUGACAUCAAGCGCACUCAGUCCAAUAGCAGUUUGUCCGAUCACAAUAAUAGGCAAGUUACACUGCGUCGCAAACAAGUGUCGGCUCCUCGUAGGACGAUCGGCACACAGUGCGAUUUAGGCGGCUUUGUCAAGCGACUCGGCCAAAAGACUAUGAAAACUGAUAGCAAAAACCAUGCGACUAAUCGUCCCCCUCAAGGCAGUCCGAAACCAGCGAUACGCAUGCGCAAAAACAAACCAGCUCCCGUGCCGCCCCACACACACCACGACAAAUCGCACGACAAGUCGCAUCCACACGCGGCCACAAGUAGCCACAAGUCCAAGCACAGCGAUCAUCACGACAGCAUGUUGCAGAGUCAUGUUGAUCUGCUGAGGACGUCGGAUACGGAGGAUGUGGUGGUGGGGGUGGGGGGCAGCAAGGAGGACAAAGACCUUCUUCUCGGCUUUGAGAAGAUUGCUCUUGAAAGCGACGCUGUUGAGAAAAAGCCGGAGCUGAGUGAAAAGGAGGCUACCGUUGCGUUAUUGGCCAACGAGUCUAUGCAACAGAGUAGCCCGAUUGAUUUGGCCAAACCAAGCGGCACGACUACCACCACUAAGCCGAGCAGUGGCGGUGGCGAAAUGUUCAAGGGGUCAGUAGACCCCGCCUACGGCACGCUGGAUCGCAAACGACCACCCCGGCCAACGCCGCUGCCUCGCACCUCCAUCAUGUCGACAUCCGCCGGCGACGACCUCCUGCUGGCGAGGAAGCCCGCCAUUCCCGAGCGACCCGCCACCCUGCAGCGGCCGCUCAGCUCGUCGUUCCGCGUCACCAGGAGUUCCGCCGCUGAGAUGGCCGACGGCGCUGAUACCGACCGUGGACCCGUUUCGCUGGAAAGAGCCCAUGUGUAUUCUGUAGAUAAGCAGCAGGUGUCCAUAAUUCAGGUCGGAAAUGGCCCCAAACAAGACAGUAAUAAGUCAGACUGUAAAGAUCCAGUUGAGAAACCAGAAAGACCACCAAAACCGGAGCUUCUUCCGGAAAAGUCUCAGGUUCUAACGCACCGUAGGACGCCUUCCGAAGGCCAUAUUAUUGAUAAAGGUCACAGUGCACCACCCGACUCACCGCGCUGUGUGACAAGGAUGCCUCCUCGACCCACCAUUCCCCCUCCACCGCACCCCCCACCACCCACCUCGCCAACAUCCAAGACAGCCAGCGAGAGCACCAACCUAUGACACAAGUCGACCAAUAAGUAGUCACAUUCACUCCACACUGUUGGCUGGCAUUCGUUCAAUGCUGAGAACCUGUAUCAAAUUGAUGAUGUUAUUCGUAAGAAAUGCGUGAAAAGCUUAAAGGGAGUCUCACUGUGAGUGAAAUAGUCUUUGGUGAGUUUCAUUCUAGACUGUUGGCACUACUUGAAUCAGAAGCUGUAACAAGUUGAUGUCAUCCAUAAGAAAUGCUUGAAAAGUUUGAACUGAGUCUCACUGUGCUUAAGUGGAAUAGUCUUCGGUGAGAUUCACUCUAGACUGUUAGCAUAUUAAUUGAAUGAGAAACUGUAUCAAAAUUAUGUUAUUCGUAGAAAAUGCUGAAGUUUUAAAGUGAAUCUUACUAUUGUCUUUGGUGAAAUUCACUACAAAACGGUUAGUAUUAAUUGAAUGAGAAGCUGUAUCAAAUAAUUGAUGUUAUUCUCAAGAAAUGCUAAAGGUUUAAGGUUAAUCUCACUAUAAGUGCAAUAGUCUUUGUUGAAAUUCAUUCUAAACAAGUUUGAUGCGUUGCUGCAAUUCAUCCUGAUCAUCAAUGUCCUUCUCUAGCUGAUUGAGACGAUUGUUCAUUUCGGACAAACUGUCUUUGUAAGAAGCCAUCUCGAUUUGAAGGGAGCACAUACGCUGCAGGUCUUCCGUCUUGCUCUUUAGUGCUUCCCACCGUUCUAUCAACAAUCUUAUUUCUCUGCAUUCCUGUGGGGACACGAUGUUAUCACUCUCCUCAAUGAAUUUCACCAAUUUUCGAAGACAGUCAACGUUUCUCACACUGAUUGCAAGUACUUCAUCAAACUUAGAUUUGAUGACGAAUUGCGGGGAAGGAUUGGAUGUCUCUCGGUUGAUGAACUGCUCACACUCAAGGAACUGAGUGCUCGAUUGAUGAAUCAUUCUAUUAAUGUCAUCCAUUUCAUCCGAGUCUGAGUCUAUCAUGGAACCAUCCUCAGCAGGCAGCCUGCCACGCCGAUGGAGGGGGCGACCGAAGCUGGAUGCACAGUCGGAUUGGCUGUCGAUGAAAUUGCGGUAGUCGUCUCCGAAGUCCAGAAGUCUUCUGGCCGUCUCUGGGUCAGCUGUCUCUUCGCUGUAAGCUUCGCUCAUGUACUUCUCCUGGUAACUAUCCCAAGCCUGUUCAGAGAACGAGCUAUCGGCCGACACCACCUUAUCCCCGGGAGUGGAGCUGCUGAAAUUGGUCACCACUCCAAGUGUGACUCCUCACUGCACGGGCACCUCCCUUUCCUCCCACUGGUCCUGCUCCCAAUCCUCCUCCUACCCCGCCUCCUGCCAAGGCCUUCUCACAGCACUCAUCCUCAGUCUCUGUGCCACUGUUGGUCACCACCCUCCUCAGAACUGAGGUGCUCUUCAGCGCUGAGCCUGGUUCCAACUGACAAACUCCGUCCGAUCCUGAGUCACUCUUUCGACCAGCAUUCGAACUGGCAGCAUUAAACUGUUAGUAUUAAUUAAAUGAGAAGCUGUUAACAAAUUGAUGUUAUUUAAAAGAAGUGCUAGAGGUUUAGAGUAAAUCUCACUAAAGAACAGAGAUAUAAUCGUACUUACCGCUAUAGUGUAUAGUAAUGUGAUCAAGGUUUACAAAAUAAAACGUAUGUGAAAUUAGCAGAAAUAAUAAUGUUAAACAAGGCUUGAUCUACGCUCAACUAUCAUAAAUCUUCUUUGAGCUAUUAAACUUCAAGGCAAAAAUCUUCAUAUAAAGUCAUUCUAAUCUAAAAUCAUUCUAAAUCUAAACUUUAAAGUCAUCAUAUAAAGGUAUAUUAUAUAAAGUUACAUUGUUAAACUGCUAUAAUGUGAACAAAUCUCUCCAAAGAAAACGGAUGGAAAAUUAGCAUAAAUAUUAAUCAAGGCUUGAUCUCCGGUCAACUACUGUAAGCUAUUUACAAAAAGUAGAAACUGUGCUUAAAGGUCAAUCAUUACGUGAUUCCUGGUUAACUAUGAUAAAAUUUUACCGUUAGUGCAAUAAAAUGGAAAUAGUUUCUCGAAAAUUAUAGUCAUAAUGACUAAAAGUAAAAAUGUGCCUAAGUUACAACUUGAAAUUGGAUUCUGAGAUUUAGAAUUGAUUGAUGAUCAAGCUUGAUAUAUGUUUGUUUAGGCUGAUUGGUCACGUUAAUUGCAUCAAUAAUUAGGCUAAUUGGGCAUAUAAAUUGCAUCAACAAAGGAGGUUCAGCACCUCACUGCUAGUAAUAUUACCAAUGUAGAAAUGCACUUGUUUCUGAUGUCUAGAUGUGACGUAGGUAAGCUAUUUCAAACUAAAACUACGAGUAUGAAGACUAAAAACUAGCUAAUAUUGAACACUAUAAUUCCUCACUAAUAAUUUUUGUGGUGCAUUAUGAACUCAAUUGAGUUUAUUGACGUCAUAAACUCUGUAUGUUACUUACAUGUUAGGGCUCUGAAAACCCCGUUUUAAAGUGCCUUAGUACACACUAAAACAUGCUCAAAUCAUUUGUGGCUUAUAAAUGACGUCAUUCAAUUCAGCUCAGCUACGUCACUUCUUUACGAAUGCAGCCUUGGAGAUUCAAUUACUGUCGCACAAAAUAAAUCGGGUCUAAACUUGUAGAGUAUUCUUUUUGGAAAUGAACAAUAAGUAUUCCAGGUUAGCUACUUGACGUUCAAUUAUUCCCAAAUCCCAAUUUGUUUUCUAAUUGCACUCAUCAGUUUCAAACCGAUACAGUAUUCAGGUUUCUUCUCCAUUGUUUUUAUGUAUGAUGAAAACAUUACUCAUCAAGUAAUCUUAUAGUUUAAUAAAUGAAAAUUUCUCAGCACGCGUGAAUGGAUUGUGCAAUAUUUAAGUGAUAGGAGGAUACAAAGUUUUAAUUUUUUAUUUGGUUUACCGCAGUGUAAUUAUUAAAAGUGUAAUUUUUAAUUACAAUACAACUUUUCCGCUAGCUCAACACUCGACAAAUUUUACUAUACAUCAUUCAUUCUCAAUGAAUUGCCAUAGGAUCAAAAUACAAUUACCGUAAAAAGUAUGUUCUAUAAUCAUUCUUGAAAUAUACCAAUAGUUUCCUAAACUGGCUUGGGUGGAGAAUGUAAUCCGAUCAUUAUUGGUUACUAUCAUCAAAGAAUAUUUAGUCUUUUAAAAUUAAAUAUAUUUUUGUAUUAAGUUGAAGCUUGAUAUAUUCGUUCAGCUGCCCUAGUAGCCUACCAGUAAAAUUAAUUUAUUUUAAUAUCCUAGAUUCUAUUUUUUAAAUCCCUAGACUGUUUAUUUGCAUUUAUAUAGACAUUUUUAUCCAAAUGGAGUAUCAUAUUUUAUUUUUAUCCUACAUAUUUAUUAUCGCAAUAAUUUGUGUACGGUAGUUCUUAUAUUUUAGUUUUAUUCUGCUUUGUUAAGUUAAUUUGUAUGCUAUAACUUGAUAUCAUCGGAUAAUGAACUGUUUUAGAAUACAAAUAGUAUCAAAAUUGACGAUUUCCUCUGAAUAUGUUGAAGGCAUAAUUUUCAUUUCAACCUUUUAUUGUGAUGACUACGAUUACCACAAUAAGUGAAGGCAUAUUUUAGUAUUUUUGUAUUUCUGUGCUAAGAGAGGAGACUUGAAAAUUGAAAAAAAUAGGAUUAAUUCUUCUCUCAUGAAAUUUUAAAAAUCAAGUACCGUAGCUAUCUAGUUUAAUGCUUCAUAAACUUCGUUAAUUUUGUAAAGUUGACUUCUCAUUUGAUACAGCUAUUGGUGGAGUCACCAGACCUAAUUAAUUUUCAACUAAAAAUAAUCUUAUAGUUUCUUGAAAUAUUGAGCAAUACUAAAAAUACUUUGACAUUUUAUUACGAUAAUCUAAAUAUAGAUUAAAAUAUCAUUAUUAAGGUAAUGCAGAUUUGUUGGAAACUAUUAGAUUACAGUUCUAAAAAUAAUAAUAUUUAUACUGAUUUGUUAAAUUAUAAGCAUAUCACUCUCAAUAAUUGUAAUGAAUCGAUUCUUCCUAAGCUUAUGAGGCUAAUAUUCGAAUGAAUAAUUAUAUAAAUAAUGAUAACGAUAAUUUAAUAUUUAGGGUAUUGUAGUUAAAUUUCAACAACACAUUUGAAAUCUUAAUUUUUAGCAACACGCUACAACUUUCCUUAAGUAACUGAUUGUUUUUAUAUUAUACUAUUAUUAUGUUUCAUAUGUUUAUAUUGUGUACAAUGUUAUUGUUGAUUGUGAUUUAUAAAAUACAUAUUACAACUUGAAAUUUACAAAUUACCUAUGUAUAGUCUCACCACUUUACCAUUGUAUAAAACACGUGUAAAUUGUAAUAUUUCUGUACAGAUAUGCCAUUGUAUUACAUUUUGCAGCAUUUAUAAUGAUAAUAUUGGACGAUCAGAUCCCCUGUCAAUAAGACAAUAAUAAUAUUCCCCAAUUGAAAUUGAAAUUAUGUUUAAAUUAUUGUUUUGUUAUUCGUUGUAAUAGUUAUUUUUCCGUUAAAAAUUUCUAUAUUAUUAUUAUCAAAGGCUUAUGAUAGGGUUUAAAUUAUUUCUUGUUUAUAAUAGGGAUUCUUAGUCAUUGUUUUUGUAUGCUUUGCUAUUUUAGUUUUAUAGUAUUAUCUACCCAAUGAUCUUUUAUCAUUUAUUCAUUAGAAUAAUAUCAAUUAUCAGCCUUAUUACAUCUAUAGUAAACUUUUUAUAUAUCUGUGAUCUCUUUAGUUUUUUACCAACAGUUUUAUUUUCCUUACUGAGACAAUGUGUCUUGCACAGGACUGUGCAUCUAUUUUAUAGAUGUCAUUACUGCAAUAUUACUCGUUUAUCACGUUAUCAAUCUUAAGAAGAAAAAAUAUAAUUUGUGUCUGAAAAGUGGAAUGUUCAGUUAAUAUAGAUUAAUACUGUAUAUUUACUCUUGCUUCAUUAAAGGAUUAUUUUAAUCAGUCUA
Messenger RNA from Nilaparvata lugens (brown planthopper), 7840 nucleotides. Its product is annotated as rho GTPase-activating protein 44. The coding region runs from base 252 to 2981 and encodes 909 amino acids. The transcript has 17 exons. Gene Ontology annotation, cellular component: intracellular anatomical structure; cytoplasm. Lineage: Eukaryota; Metazoa; Arthropoda; Insecta; Hemiptera; Delphacidae. The record is from RefSeq and is a predicted model, not a curated record. Gene Ontology annotation, biological process: regulation of Rac protein signal transduction; positive regulation of GTPase activity; regulation of actin cytoskeleton organization. Gene Ontology annotation, molecular function: GTPase activator activity; protein binding.